AUGCCUACUUUCGGUUUGCUAGACGAGGACUACAAAAGCGAUGAAAAUGCGUACAUAGGCCACAAGGAUCUAUUUCUGAAACGAUUUGCUUUUCCAACUAUCAAACCAUUGGAUAAGGUGGUGUCAACAGCCGUUCAUUCGACAUUGUCAAGACUGCUACGUGAAAAGCAUUCACCUCUGGGAAGAAAGGAGCUAGGAGGUUCAGAAAUUCAUUCAACCGCCACUUAUAAUAUAUCAAAUUCCUUUUCACCACUCAAGACUCCGGAAAUUAAAUGCAAAGAAGAAGGCUGCUCAGCAGAAACGAUUGCCGACUACUAUAUCCAGAAAGCAAAGGAUCGCUUCGAUAAAAAACCUGUGGAAAAGACUGUACUCUUGCCACCUACUGGGUUAUUACGGAAGUGCUCAAAUGCUGCAACGAAUGAUCGCAACCAAAUUGAAAAUAACGGCAAAAGAAUUUACGGUGAUGCUGUGUUCAGUGGAAAUGCGGAUUCUUCGUGUGAAAGAUACCUAAGUGCUCCUUCCUCUGCGACAUAUUCAUCGCCUUCGAAAUCACUAGAGAAUUGCUAUGUUGCUGAAAUGAGGCUUGCUGAAGCUUGUGAGAAGGCCAAGAAGCAUAUGGAGGAGGAUAAAGAUCAGAAACCUCUACGAGUUCUCACAAAACGUACGAUCAUUGAAAAAGUCACUGUUGAAUCAAAGAAGACUGCAUCAGAAUCAGGGAUCAUAGCAGUUGCUCAGUUCUUCUCUAGUUUAUUCACUGGAGCGGAAGUACUCGGGUAUGGAGAAAAACCUCUGCAGUUACCAGCUGGAGAUCCAGUUCGCUAUGCUUAUAUGGUCGCGAUUGAAUCCUACAUGAGUCUCGUAGAACGCGAUCCUCCUCUUGUUCACGUCAUAAGUCUCAUACUUAUUCGAAUCUGUGAGGGUGUCUCGGAUUUCGAAUCGGUCCUAUUGGGAAAGAUCAUGCGGUCAUCACAAUUAUUAACUUUGAACGAAGAAAAAUGCACUGCAUUCACUAAACAGGUAGCGGCUACAGAAGAUAUGAGGUUCUCUCUCAUCCCUGAAACAAGUGCAAUCAAGUUAUUCAUAAAUCUUCACGUUGUAGGAUUGUCCUCUGAAGGUGUUGCUCACUUCACCGAGAAAGGUCUGUGGAACGUCAUAUCAUUUUUAAUUAGUGGGGAACUCCGGACAUUUGCCACUUCUGCUAUCUUACUGGAGCUCAUAGAGAUUGGAAACGCUCAUCUGAUGCGUCUGUAUCCUCAAAGGUGGCGCGAUGCUUUUAAUAAAAUCGCAUCCACUUUGAUCCCACGUUUACAGGACGAUAUUAAUAAGAACGAUAUCAGAAGAAAUGCAGGAGAAGACGUUAUAGUGUCUAAUUUACGGCAUGCAGUGUUGGGGUAUUCAGCAGCUGCUGUUUCCGCCAAAUAA
Necator americanus (New World hookworm) is the source of this 1422-nucleotide messenger RNA. RefSeq lists its product as uncharacterized. The transcript has 12 exons. Lineage: Eukaryota; Metazoa; Nematoda; Chromadorea; Rhabditida; Ancylostomatidae. The coding region runs from base 1 to 1422 and encodes 473 amino acids. The record is from RefSeq and is a predicted model, not a curated record.